Molecule: messenger RNA, 1519 nt
Organism: Hevea brasiliensis (rubber tree)
Lineage: Eukaryota; Viridiplantae; Streptophyta; Magnoliopsida; Malpighiales; Euphorbiaceae
Product: casein kinase II subunit alpha-2
Exons: 10
Coding region: 69-1322 (417 amino acids)
Biological process (GO): protein phosphorylation
Cellular component (GO): protein kinase CK2 complex; cytosol; nucleus
Molecular function (GO): ATP binding; protein serine/threonine kinase activity
Source: RefSeq, a predicted model, not a curated record
UUUUUUUUUUUUUUUUUUAUUUGGUGUUUUUCCCAGCGUGCGAUGGCUUCUGGUCGCGUUAGUGGCACAUGAAAAGAGAUGUGCAAAACUUAGCAGCACUUCAACGCUUGUUGCUAGUGUGUGCCCUUAUUGCUUUGCGUGCGCCUGUUGCGCGCCAGCCCAACCUUCGCACCCGCACCCGCCCCACUGCCAUCGCCUCUCCUAAUCCAAUAACAAAUCACUCUCCCACUAUCUUCCUCGACAAUAACGGAUUUGAAAUUGAUAAGAUCAUCACCACGACUGAUCCUAUCGUAGAGAUCUCGGUUUCUGAUCCGCGAUCCAUGUCGAAAGCUCGAGUUUAUGCCGAUGUUAACGUUUUGCGUCCCAAGGAGUACUGGGAUUACGAGUCUCUCACUGUUCAAUGGGGGGACCAAGAUGAUUAUGAAGUUGUUCGUAAAGUUGGAAGGGGAAAGUAUAGUGAGGUUUUUGAAGGCAUAAAUGUGAAUAACAACGAACGGUGCAUAAUCAAGAUUCUCAAACCUGUUAAGAAAAAGAAGAUCAAGAGGGAAAUAAAAAUACUUCAGAAUCUCUGUGGUGGCCCAAAUAUAGUUAAACUUCUUGAUAUUGUUAGAGAUCAGCACUCCAAGACUCCCAGCCUGAUAUUUGAAUAUGUGAACAGUACAGAAUUCAAAGUUUUGUACCCCACACUGACUGAUUAUGACAUACGUUACUACAUAUAUGAGCUUCUCAAGGCAUUGGAUUACUGCCAUUCACAAGGAAUAAUGCAUAGAGAUGUCAAGCCUCACAAUGUCAUGAUUGACCAUGAGUUGCGAAAACUUCGCUUGAUAGACUGGGGUCUUGCCGAAUUUUACCAUCCUGGCAAGGAAUAUAAUGUUCGGGUGGCAUCAAGAUAUUUUAAGGGUCCUGAGCUUCUAGUUGAUUUACAAGACUAUGAUUAUUCUUUAGACAUGUGGAGCCUUGGUUGCAUGUUUGCAGGAAUGAUAUUUAGAAAAGAGCCAUUCUUUUAUGGCCAUGACAACCAUGAUCAGCUUGUGAAAAUUGCGAGGGUACUUGGAACUGAUGAAUUGAAUGCAUAUCUGAAUAAAUAUCACUUAGAGCUUGAUCCUCAACUUGAUGCACUUGUUGGGAGGCACAGUAGAAAGCCCUGGUCCAAAUUUAUUAAUGCAGACAAUCAGCAUCUGGUUUCUCCAGAGGCCAUUGAUUUUCUUGAUAAGCUCCUUCGGUAUGAUCAUAAUGACAGGCUAACUGCAAGAGAAGCAAUGGCACAUCCAUAUUUUUCACAAGUGAGGGCUGCAGAAAGUAGCAGAAUGCGGACACAGUAGGCCAUUACAUGGGCGGAUGUAUCAUCCUUCUGAUUAUCUAGUGCAUAAAACAAUUGUGGUUGUCUUUUGUUAAUUGCAGGCAGUUAAAGAUUGUGUAUGGAUUUUUACUGCAGUGAUCUGUCACUUGUUUGAGAAAGAAUAUAAUGUUAUCUUGUUGUUAUGACUUGUAUUUUUAUGAGAAUUUACUUUGUGAGAAA